UAAUGCUAGGCCCAAACUGUUAGAGCGCAAAUAGCAGUUCAACUGAGUCUCUGCAACCCGCAAGCAACUAGUGUGCUAUCUGAAAAUUUCCAUUCCAAUUAAUUUAUCAAAUUGAACAAGAACAAUCACCACUAGACAGAAAAACCUAUUAUCAGAAAAUUUGAAAUAGCGAAGUUCAAGGACGAAAUCAAAACAAUUAAACAUUAUCAAAGUUUCAAAGUUACCACAUGAACUCACAGAUGUCGGGUAACCGAGCUUCCAGCCCAAUUAUGAAAAAUCUGACUACGCGUUGGGCUUCGGAUAAUUUGCUUGGGCCAGUUAGAGAGGGAAAAGAGGAAAUUUAGCAUCCCAUGAUUUGAUAGGUCACGGCGAAGGAAGCCGCGAACACAAUCGAAAGCCCUAAAUGAGUAAAUCCCAAUCACAGUCCACACCAGAGAUAUCAAUAUCAUCAAUAAACCCUUCUAAACAGUGAUGGCGAGACUCGCUUGCCCUCUCAGUCGCAGCAUCUUCAAGCAAUCCCAGCACUGGCGGCCACUCCGGUGUUGCCACGCCCUUACCUUGGCCACGUUGGGUGGCGACGAAGCAAGAAGCACCACCAUCAAGCUCUGGAGCAAAGCCAAAAGAAAAGCCUUCUUCGACUCUCCCGAAGGAGUCCUGCUGCGCAACCUCAACGACUGCUCCAAGGACGGCGACGUCGUGCAAGCGCUUCGCCACUACGACCACGCUCGCCAAUCGGGGACUCUCCUCACCCUCGACCACUACAACAAGCUUCUCUACCUAUGCUCCCUCCAAAACGGCGACGUUCCCCAUUUGGGCCUCAAGCGAGGCUUUGAGAUUUUCCAGCAGAUGCUAAACGACCGCGUUCAGCCCAACGAGGCCACCUUCACCAUCGCCGCCAGGGUUGCCGCUGCCAAGGAGGAUCCCGACAUGGCUUUCGAGUUGCUCAAGCAGAUGAAGAAUGUCGCUGUUGCUCCCAAGCUCAGAUCUUACGAGCCUGCUUUGUUUGGGUUCUGCAAGAGGGGUGAUGCUGAGAAGGCUUACUUGGUCGAUGCUCACAUGGUGGAGUCUGGCAUUGUGGCUGAGGAGCCUGAGCUUUCUGCUCUCUUGGAAGUCAGCGUUGCUGCCAAGAAGGAGGACAAGGUGUAUGAGAUUUUGCACCGGUUGCGCGCCACCGUGAGGCAGGUUUCGGAACCCACUUCGCGGUUGCUUGAGGAGUGGUUUGAUUCGGAGUAUGCUGGGAAAAUUGGGAGGGAGGAGUGGGAUGUGAGGAAGGUGAGGGAAGGGAUUGUGAGGGGAGGUGGAGGCUGGCAUGGACAAGGGUGGCUCGGGAGCGGCCGCUGGACGGUGGCCAAGACUCCGGUCAGCGAGGAUGGCGUGUGUUCGUCGUGCGGGGAGAAGCUUGUCAGCAUUGAUAUUGAUCCCAAAGAGACUGAAAAUUUUUCUGCCUCCUUGUGUAAAUUAGCUUGCCAGAAAGAAGCCAAAUCAAACUUUGUUCAUUUUCAGAAGUGGCUUCAGCGGCAUGGCCCGUUUGAUGCUGUUGUGGAUGGUGCCAAUGUAGGCCUUGCCAACGGGCAUAAGUUCAGCUUUUCGCAGCUUAAUACUGUUGUUGAACAAUUACGUCAAAUGAGCCCUUCGAAGAGAUUGCCACUUGUAAUUUUGCAUAUAAGUCGGGUAAAUGGUGGUCCUGCUCAGAAUCCAAAAAACAGGAGAUUUAUAGAAAAUUGGAAAAAAAAUGGUGCUCUUUAUGUCACUCCUCAAGGUUCAAAUGAUGACUGGUACUGGUUAUAUGCUGCGGUCAGUUGUAAAUGCUUACUGUUAACAAAUGACGAGAUGAGGGACCACUUGUUCCAACUACUAGGUUCUAGUUUUUUCCCAAGAUGGAAGGAAAAGCAUCAGGUUCGAACAUUAGGCUCAACUUGUGGACGCCCCCUAAACAUGCCUCCCCGUUAUUCAAUAGUUAUUCAGGAAUCAGCUAAUGGUAGUUGGCAUGUGCCAACUGUAACUAGUGAUGAUCAAGAGAUCCCAAGGAAAUGGUUGUGUGCUACAAGAUCCAGAAAAAAAAUCAUUACAUAAUCUAUGGACAACGUCUGAGUGAACAUGAGGGAGGCGUAUUUUCAUCUUGGUUUGUUUUCGGUAGUCAUACCAAUUUUUUCUCAUCUUGAGUUGCAGUUCCUAGCAGCUGUGAUGAAUGCAAGGCAUAAGAUGCGGCGCUGCUACCAUUUCCCUCUCUUUUUUGAGUAGCUUACAUUUUUUGUAGCUCAAUUGUUUUUCCUUUAGGUCCAGGCUGCCCGAAAAAGAAGAGAGUUUCUCCUUCCUUUUGGAAUAUCUUCAAAUUUUCCUUGAUAGCUGAUAUAUGCUGUCAGAAUCAGAAAUAAUGCUUAAAAGGCAAAGUUUAAGCAGUAUGGAUCAGAUGGCUUGGGGGAGUAUCUUAUUGGUGUAGCUAAUUUGUCCCAUGCAUUUUGCUCAAGAACCUUGGCUCAAGUGGCAUUAAGUUAUUUUAGGAACUGGUUGAUCGCAAGAUCGAAACUGAGUCCGCUUCACCUUUACCUACACUUCAGUCUGCAUAACAUUGCUGUGCAAGCAUACUUUUCCUGAAAAUAUGCAGGUACAAUUGGUGUUAGUGAUGAACUGAUGAUUUUUUUGGCCCACUCGGUCCAAGAAAUGAAUGUAUAUACUCGAUUUAUUAAAAAAUUUUGGCCCCUUCAAUUUAUACAUUUGAUGAGCAUCUUGCACGAGUUGUUUGUAAAAUUUUGGGGACAUUUGUUGUACCUUGGGAUUUUUUGUGUAGUAUCAACAAUGGAUCUACUUUCUUCCUUUUUAGCUGCAAGAACCUGGUUUUUAUGGGUUCUUUAAGAAUCAAUUUUACACGUAGAAGCUAUGUCACUGUACUCAAAUGAUAAAAAAGAAAAAAAGAACUGGUUCUUAUUUUAAGAACCUAUAUAAGAGCCUUU
Molecule: messenger RNA, 2951 nt
Organism: Cajanus cajan (pigeon pea)
Lineage: Eukaryota; Viridiplantae; Streptophyta; Magnoliopsida; Fabales; Fabaceae
Gene: PRORP1
Product: proteinaceous RNase P 1
Biological process (GO): tRNA 5'-leader removal
Molecular function (GO): ribonuclease P activity; protein binding
Source: RefSeq, a predicted model, not a curated record